Molecule: messenger RNA, 1129 nt
Organism: Capsaspora owczarzaki ATCC 30864
Lineage: Eukaryota; Filasterea; Ministeriida; Capsasporidae
Product: ZIP zinc transporter
Exons: 1
Coding region: 1-1017 (338 amino acids)
Biological process (GO): zinc ion transmembrane transport
Cellular component (GO): plasma membrane
Molecular function (GO): zinc ion transmembrane transporter activity
Source: RefSeq, a predicted model, not a curated record
AUGUCCAACGACACCAACGAGUGCUCGUUCGAGUCGGUCGACGACUACGACCAACGGUACAACAUUGCUGCCAUCUUUAUCAUCCUGGUGACAAGCAUGAUGGGCACACUUUUGCCAAUCCUAGCCAAGCGCAAUCCCACUUGGAUUUGCUUCCGAAGCCCGUUUGUGUUCACCAUUGGCAAGCAUGUCGGCACUGGCGUUAUCAUCGCACUGGCAUUAAUCCACCUGCUCACUCCCGCAUACGAGGCGCUUGGCAACCCGUGCUUGCCGGCCGCGUUUGCAGAGGACUACACAUUCGCACCGCUGUUUGCAAUGCUGGGCGCGCUCGUGAUGCACUUGUUUGAAACACUUGCCAGCAUGCGCGACCUGAAGACUGCGCUCAAGUCUGAAACCUCGCAGCCGGGCAUGGUUCAGGUCAGCGCCUCCGACAGCGAUCCCGAGCGUGGACAGAAUUCCAGCUGUACUGCCACUGCAACGCCCGAUUCGCUGCUGUUCGCUCAUGGCCACAGUCACGGUGGUUUGCUUGGCAACAGCUCGGCAGAACGCACGAUCGGCGCUUACGUGCUCGAGUUUGGGUUGACUGCGCAUUCCGUCAUCAUCGGCUUGACCGUUGGUGUCUCGUCCGUCACCGACUUGGAGACGCUGAUUCCCGCGCUUGUCUUCCACCAGUUUUUCGAGGGCAUUGCGCUUGGUGCACGGCUGGUCGAGUGCAACUUUUCCAAGCUGAACGAGUUUCUGCUUGCGUUCAUUUACUCGGUGUCGGCACCAGUUGGUAUCGCCAUCGGCAUCGGGAUUGUCAACUCUUACAAUGAGAACGGCGUCACGACCAACCUCGUGCAGGGCACCUUUGAUGCUGUGAGCGCCGGCAUCCUGUUAUACGUCGGCUUUACGCAAAUGCUGGCGAUCGAGUUUCCUCGUGAUUUUGCCGCUGCCUCCUCUCGAGCACGGCGCGUUGCGCUGUUUGUUGCGAUGUGGGUGGGUGCCGGCAUCAUGGCCUUUAUUGGCCGGUAUCUCUGAGUGCACAUCUGCACGCACAUGCAUUGAUCUGAGCAGCCUUGCUCUUCUUAGAAAACCGUGUCUUGUUGUCCUUAACUUUUGAUAGAUUAUUAUAAUAGUGUAGAUUAUGCAU